GCCGCCUGCGGUUAUACUGAUUGUAACUUCCAAUUUUUUUUUACAAAACGUUCCAAUGAAAAUUAAAAAAUAUCUUUUCGUACCUUUAAUGCAAUAAUAUGUGCAUUUUGAAGCAUGCCGAUUCAGGCUCCCUCAUGGACAGAUUUUCUGAACUGUCCCAUCUGCUGCAAUGAAUUUGCAGCCAGCCAGCGCUGCCCCGUCAGCCUCGGCUGCGGGCAUACCAUAUGCAAGCUCUGUCUGAGAACCCUCUACAACCGGCAGUGUCCUUACGAUCAGACCGAGAUUGUCAGCGACAUCGACAAUCUGCCCGUUAACCAUGCCCUACUACAGUUGGUCAAGGAUUCGGAACUGGUGGAGGUGGGGCCUCCGCCGCCCAGUGUCCAAAACUUGGACAUUGAGCAGCUCAAGUGCUACCAGUUGGGCCAGAGGUGCAUAGAGGAGCUGGCUCUGCACCUCAAGUCUUUUCAGAGCUUGAAUGGAAACGGGAAUCUGCUGACACGUCCCAUGCAACGAAAGCUAGUGACCUUGGUCAACUGCCAGUUGAUGGAGGAGGAGGGAAGAGUUCGAGCACUCCGAGCAGCUCGGUCCCUGGGCGAAAGAACGGUGACUGAACUGAUUCUUCAACACCAAAAUCCCCAGCAGCUUAGCUCUAAUCUGUGGGCCGCUGUGCGAACAAGAGGAUGUCAAUUUUUGGGGCCCGCCAUGCAGGAGGAGGUGCUCAAGUUGGUUCUACUGGCUUUGGAGGAAGGCUCAGCACUGUCGCGGAAAGUUCUGGUGAUGUUUGUCGUGCAGCGACUGGAGCCGCAGUUUCCACAGGCCUCGAAGACCAGCAUAGGGCAUGUGGUGCAAUUGCUGUACCGUGCCAGUUGCUUCAAGGUCUCGAAAAGAGAAGCGGACUCGUCGCUGAUGCAGCUCAAGGAGGAGUUUCGCACGUACGAUGCUUUGCGCCGGGAACACGAUGCCCAGAUCGUUCAAAUAGCCACCGAGGCGGGUCUAAGAAUUGCUCCAGAACAAUGGUCUUCCUUGCUGUACGGCGACGUAAUGCACAAGAGCCACAUGCAGAGCAUAAUUGACAAGCUGCAGACGCCCAGUUCCUUUGCACAAUCGGUCCAGGAGCUAGUGAUCGCGCUGCAGCGCACUAGUGAUCCAGCAAAGCUGGCUAGCCUGCAUCAUCACCUCAAGUACCUGGCCAACAUCGACCCCUGUGCGGAGGUGGCUCCGUGGCCAGAUUUAGCCGAAGCCCUGGACGCAGUACGCCAUUCGGUGGUUGGGCUGGUGAACUUCCUUCAACACCACGGCGUACGAAAGUCACAGGACGGAAUCGGAGGUGGCGGAAAUGGAGGAGCAGCCAACAGCAAUCCUAAGUACAAGAUAAGUCUGUGUAGAGACUUAAAUGUGAGACGGGUCUGCCCCAGAGGAGCCAGCUGCACCUUUGCUCAUUCCCAGGAGGAAGUAGAGCGUUAUCGGGCAAGAAAUCGUGGUAAGCACAUGAAGACACCUUUGGUACUACAAGGACCACCCGCCAUGGUUGGUGGAGCGAUGAAAAAAACCCUGGGAGCAGAACAAGAAGGACAGGCGGGCUUGGGAGUUCCUCCUCCCAUGUUGCCGAUGUCGCCCAUGCAUUAUAUGACGUCACCAAGAGGCUACAUCGAACCGAGCCUUGGACUUUCACCAGGAGGCGGUAUUCCACCACAGCCCGGUCAUCCUCCGCUGCUUCAUCCAUCGCACCAUACUCCCAUAAACCGACUUAUGGUUCCCGGACGCUAUGAUCCGCGCUUCGCCGGCUACGGAGUGGGUCAACAGAGAAAUCCUUCGCCCAGGGAAUACCAGAAUAAUCCCGGAGCUCCACCACCACCACCACAACGCAAUGCCAACCCACCGAACUACAGUGUGAACAGCAGCUUGCAUAAGGGCUAUAUGCUGCCCGGCGGAGAAUCUUUGUUCCAUUUGGGCGCCACCCAUCCCUGGGAGCAUGGCUAUCCCCAUCCCCACCAGCAGCAUCCUCCACAGCAGCAGCAGCAGCCGCCGCAGCUACCGUCCAGCAAGCCGAAUCCGAAUCCCAGCCGACCGUUGUCGAUUUUAGCCGCAACAGCUGAUACCUCAUUUUUUGAAAAGAAACCGCCGAAUAGUGUUAACUUGGAUGUGGACGCGGAUGUGACUGAUGUUGAUCCCCUGUCCCGGUACCGGCGAUCCAACAUUAAUAACAGCAGUAACAAUAACAACAAUAGUAGUUCCCACAACAACAACAAUAAUAAUAGUCACGGCUCUUCACUGCUGUUUUGGAAUAAUUCGAGUAAGGAGUCUGCCAACUUUGUGCGCUCCGAUUCCAUAUUGGAUGACGACGCCACCACCUUCGACAUGCCCACCGGCUCCUCUAUGCACAGUCCCUAUGGUCCCAUUUGCCCCAAGAGCAGCACGACAAACAGCUGGAACAACUGGUUUCUGGGAAACGAUAUGAAGAGCAAUGCCGAGUUGCUAAGCGACAAAAACAGCGAUUUGGGUUAUGGGGGCUUCAAAAGCGAUAGGAAUGAUAAUUACAAUGCCAACAAGCUGCAGCAGCCAAUAUGGGGCCGGAAGCCGCAGCUAAUGUCGGAGGACAGCUUCGAGGGUGGCAUCGACAGUGGAAUGAUGCUGCAGUUGGAGAAGAACCUGGUGGACAUCGUUGAUCCCGAUGACAGUGGAAUCAAGGUGGACUAGGUCUAUAUAUGGGAUUAUAUAGAAAGAAAUAGAGAGAAAAAAGAAAGUAUAUGUAUAAUGCAAUCAUUUUACACAUCGUUAGAGGUUUGUACCGCACAGUUCAAACUUUGGUAGAAUUUCAAACGUAAUUGUAGUUAAACUGAUCCGACUGAUCCGUUAUUGGAUUGGAGCCAAACAUAAAAAAAAAGAAUUAAUUGGGUUGGGUACCGUCUAUUAGAAUCUAUUAAAUAAUUGUCUAAUUAGUUCAUUGUUCAAAUUUUGUGGAAAUGUGUUUAAUUCAUGUUCGUGUUAUGUUUCCGAUUCGGGGAUUGUGUCUAGCAAAUGAAAAACCUAAAAGAUAACAAUGAUAAGCAAAAGCAAACAAAAACAAACUCAGCUUAGAAUGUAAAACUAAAUGUCUAGCCUAGAAUUUUCAGCUCAGACUUACAGAACUGCUUUAAUCAUAAAAGUUUCCACCCCCCAUCCCAUAGCCAAACACAAGGAGGAUGAUGAGGAAGCGCAGCACUUUCGAUAUCUGGAGUUGUUCAAAAUUGUAUAGAAGUGAAGAAUUUUUAAAGCAAGAGUUAAGAAACUGUACUCUAAUUAUUUGAAUCUUGAUCACAAGACUUUAAACUCAAAUUGUAAUUUAAAUUAUUGUGUAUUUGUCAUCUCUCCCCCGAUUAUUUGUGAUCAAAUUUUGGUUCAUUUUCUAACGCUGUAUACAUAGAUAUAUUAUUAUAUAUACAUACAAAUAUUUUUUUUAAUUAUUAACUAUUUGAAAACGCUAUUUUUAUAUAUACACACAAAUAAGCAGCAGAGCAUCAAGGACAUUCGAAUCCUUUCGCUCUCAAACACACACACACACACACAACAUACAUACACACUGAGCCACAGACAUGAACGACAAUUUGUAUGUGUGUGAAAUGAAUGUUUAUAUUUCUUAAAGAAAUUUUAAUAACGCUAUUGUGCGAUGUUGUUAACUAUUGUACUAUAUAUUAUUAAAUUUAUUGAAAAUAAAUUAAAAUCACGUCCCUUUUCCCCAUUUUUGUAAAACUGUGAGACAUGUAAAGUAAAGAGACGAAAGAAACUAGAAAGAAAGAAAGAAAGUGGCGAAAAGUGCGGAUUAGGAAGGGAGAAAGUUAAAUGUCAGUCAGGUCUUUGAGAACAUUUACACAUAUAUAUACCUACUCUACGCAUAUAUAAAUUUAUAUUUAUAUAUAGAAUCUAACCAAUUUGUGCGCUCUAUUAUUAAUAUUAUAUAUUAAUGUCAGUUGAGCCCGCGUUAUGCUUUCAAGACUUUGUACAUCAUUUUGAUUUUGUAUGCAAACAACAAAAAAACAAAAACAAAAACAUAAAGAAUGAACUAAACAAAAAUGAGAAAUUUUGUAACUUGUAUUUGUUAAGCGAUGAAAUCAGGAACCUA
This is a messenger RNA of Drosophila bipectinata, 4099 nucleotides long. It is a transcript of the gene roq, whose product is annotated as RING finger and CCCH-type zinc finger domain-containing protein roquin. Gene Ontology annotation, cellular component: cytoplasmic stress granule. Gene Ontology annotation, molecular function: mRNA binding; RNA stem-loop binding; double-stranded RNA binding. Gene Ontology annotation, biological process: nuclear-transcribed mRNA catabolic process, deadenylation-dependent decay; ubiquitin-dependent protein catabolic process; protein polyubiquitination. The record is from RefSeq and is a predicted model, not a curated record. NCBI's taxonomy places the organism in Eukaryota, Metazoa, Arthropoda, Insecta, Diptera, Drosophilidae.